Molecule: messenger RNA, 5814 nt
Organism: Papilio xuthus (Asian swallowtail)
Lineage: Eukaryota; Metazoa; Arthropoda; Insecta; Lepidoptera; Papilionidae
Gene: baz
Product: par-3 family cell polarity regulator
Exons: 20
Coding region: 960-4379 (1139 amino acids)
Biological process (GO): cell adhesion; establishment or maintenance of epithelial cell apical/basal polarity; microtubule cytoskeleton organization
Cellular component (GO): apical plasma membrane; cell cortex; adherens junction
Molecular function (GO): protein binding; phosphatidylinositol binding
Source: RefSeq, a predicted model, not a curated record
AAAAAAACUUCAUUCCAAGCGUGUUAUGUUACUUAUACGGGCUCUAAUAAAAGUAAAAAAGGGAAAGUUUAACAUGAAGCACAACGGUACACCCAAGUGCAGAUAUCAAGGUUAAAACUUGAAUACUUGCUAUGUACUUACAUUUAACUUAGACUAGAGUUGCAAAAAACUUAAAACUAUUCGGGUGAAAUUAGCAACAAAUAGCUUGAUAUAUAUACAAAUACCGGCUAUUUCUUUUUUUAUCAUACAACAAAUUGUCGUCUUUCUUUUUAUUUGCCAGUUAUUAUCCAAGCUUAUUGAAAGUACCUAAUUAUAUUAUUGAUGUAUGCCCCUUUCUCAGUCAUCAUGUUGAUUAGAAAACUUAACAACUCACUACUUUCAUCGUUCUAUUUGCUCAUGGAGCGAUGUGUCGUCGUUGAUUUACUAAGAGUUACUUGAGCAUAAGCCGAUCUCAAUCUAGGGUUUCCAUCAGCCUCGUUAGCUUUAAUGCAAAGAUAAUAGCAUACGAUUACUUUACAAAAGCCUUGCAGAAAAUUUUGUGUGCGCCUUGCAAUUUUGAUUAUAGAUAGAGCUCGUACAAGUGACAGGCGCGAAGUAGUGGGGAUGCCUAGAUAACACGAUAACGGCCCCUAGAACCGACGAGACCGCAUCGAGCUCGCUUGCUUCUAUACAUUUUUUCCAACUGCAAGUCUAGCGGUAUUUGUCUUAGUCGAAGCUUAUCUAGUUUGUGGUGCAGUCAUGCUAAAGUUACAUCCUAGUUUCUUAUAAAAGUGUGAAUAAAAUAUGUUUUAGAUAAUGUACAAUUCAUAACUUUUCAAUGUCCAUUUACCAAAUUGUCUAGAUACCCUUUAGCUUUUAAUGCUAAAAUGUUGUCUAACAAAGCGUUCAAUGACAUCGUUAGCUUAUAAUUCAGUGAAACACGUGAAAAAUAUUAAAAUUAUGUGCUAAUACCGGCCGAAAUGAAAGACUCUGCGCCUCGCUGUGAGGAUGUGGCCGACAAGCUGGUGCGGCUGUUUGGAUGGCGACAGACAUACCCCGUGCAGAAGCUACAGAGGAAUCUAUUGCCUAAGAACAGUGAAGGGGGACCAGAGACAUGGGUGGGCGUGCGAGCAUUACGCGCAAGUUCCGGCGGGAUCUUGGACCCGGAUGAUCGCGUGUGCGACGUGGCAGACGACCGUGAGACGCUGACGGCGGAAUGUCAGGCGCAGCACCGCGCUGCCCAGGCCGACGGCGCCAGUGGCUCCUCCGCCGGCACCGCCUCACCAGAUAUGUUUCGAGGCGGCGGUGGUCUGAGCGGUGUGGGGGGUGCGGGAGGCAGUAUGCGUGCGGGAGCGGGGCAGGGCCCGGGAGCGACGGAGUCGUGCGUGGAAGUGGGCGGCGCGGCGCUGGAGGACGGUGCCAGCGGGCUGCAGGUCCGCCGCGGCAGCGAGCCUUCACUGCACCAGGACACCAUGCCGCCGCAGAGGCAGGUGUGCGAGCAGACGAAGCGAUGGUCUGCAGCGGUAGUGUGUCGGGAGGAGACGCGCGCGCCGCCGCCCGACGCGGAACGCGCGCCGCACGGCCAGCACUUCCAGCGGCAUUCCAACAGACUGUCCAUGCAAUUCUCUGGACCUGGGAGCGGAGUUUGGUUAGACGCGGCGGAGCGAGUACAAAUCUACGGCAGCAAGAGUUUGCCCCGAGACGCCCGCAGAGAGCCGCUGGGACAGGACACAUCCGUUGACACGCAGAGUCAAAACCACAGAGUGGAAGACAUGUUGCGAUGGGUUUCGGGCGUUAACAAUGUUUCCAGCGAGCCUCACGGACAAGAACGUCAAUUAGAUCUACUUCCUGAAAUGGGUAUCAGCGAGCGCGCGGUGUCGGGCCUGGAGAUGCCGGUGACCCCCAGCGGCAGGGGGUCAGGUGGUGGGGGAGCAGGGGGUGCUGGGGGCGCGGCGCAGACGGUCCACGUGACGCUGGUGAAGGGCGAGAAAGGCCUGGGCUUCACCAUCACGACGCGCGACAACCCAACCGGCGGACACUGCCCCAUAUACAUUAAGAAUAUACUGCCUAAGGGCGCGGCGGUGACGGACGGGCGGCUGCGCGCGGGCGACAAGCUGGUGACGGUGAACGGCGUGUCGGUGUCGGGGCUGACGCAGCAGCAGGUGGUGGCGCUGCUGCGCAACACGCCCCCGGACUCGCAGGUCGACAUCGUCAUAGAGCGCACCCCCGCCAGGACACAGAGAGUGGAACCCCAGCAGAGUCCGAAUAAAUAUGUAGAAAAGGCAAUAGGAACGACUAACAUAACUACGAUGCCAGUAGAGGCGACUCCGGCGGAGAAUGGCCGAGUGUCCACCAUGGUCCACGCCAUCAAUCACAACCACAACCACGCCCCCAACGGCUCUGCCAGGGGACGGAUACAGAAGAGUUCCUCUAAAGAUGAUCUGUUAAAUAAGGACCAGGCGUUAGACUCGCAUGUACAAGAUGCUUUAAAUUCCUCCACAACUUCGAUACCUGGACUUCGAAACCGACUAAUCUUACGAUUAGAUGUCCCGGUCCACGACUCAGAGAAGGCUGGACUUGGGAUCAGCGUAAAGGGGAAGGUGACGGUGGGACCGGACCCUCAAGACUUAGGCAUCUUCAUUAAGUCCGUACUUCACGGCGGCGCCGCAUCCAGAGAUGGAAGACUGCACACGAACGACCAGCUGGUGAGCGUGAACGGCGUGUCACUGGUGGGUCAGAGCAACGCGCAGGCUAUGGACACGCUGCGACGUGCGCUGCUGCACGCCCGCCCGCACGUGCGCGGCAGCAUCUCACUCGCAGUCGCCAGGCGCACCGACAGCAUGGACAGCCUCGCUAGAUGGAAAGACGACACGCCGCCCAACGGCAACGACACCACCAACUCAAACGACCACAGCAACUCGCAGAACUUCAAUACCAUCAUAUACAACGCCGCGGACGGGGACAACAAGAACCUCGACUUCACGCACAAGUUCCAGCUCAACCAGAACGAAGUCGGCACCGAUAACCACGAUGGAAGGACCAAGAAGCACGCCUCCAUCGUCACCAUCAACAACAACAACAGCUGGGUCUCCAAUCAGUCGGACGAUAGCAAAGGGUAUUUGGAGAGGGACAAAGAUAGCGUUCCUCAUGACACGAAGAGAGACAGCUUCGAGUGGAGCCGGCUGGACGGCUGGAACCCGGUGAUAGACAGGCUGACGGGGCUGCGCAACGAGAGCUACUACAUGGCCACGCAGACUGACGCCACCCUCGCCAACGGACACCACUACCGUCAGACUCCCGGACACGUGCACAUGGCGCGCUCUCCGCCGCCACACCACAACGUUAUUAUUGAGGAGGACUACGGCACCACCAGGGGCGGCGAGUCGGGCAGCGAGUGUGGCGGUGGUGGGGGCGCAGGCGAGGGCUUCAGCCGGGACGCGGUGGGGCGCCGCUCCAUGUCGGAGAAGCGCCACGCCGCACUCGACGCCAAGCAGACCGGCACCUACAAGAAGAUCAAGGAAAUCAAAGCCGUCAACUCAAUGCAAGUCGGCCCUUCUCUCGGGAUGCGAAAGUCUUCCAGUUUGGAGUCCUUACAAACAGCCAUACAAGAGACUCAGAAAAACCCACGAAACGAACCCUUAUAUGCUCGAGCACAUCCACCUCUCAAACAUUGGUUAACAGACGACAACAACGCGCCAGAACAUAUCAUAAGAGGAUCGCCGCAACAGUCGUCCUUGUCCCACAAAAAACCGUCGUUACUCAAAUCUUUGUCUACGAUGUUUAGAAUCGGUAAACCUAAUAAGAAAAGCGAAAACGAGACUUACGGCAGAUCGCAGCCGGGACGGUCUUCGGAGAAGUCUUUGUCGCGGGAGGCGCUGGAGAGGCACAACAGGAUAGACGAGCGGCUGGAGGACUCCAACCCGCCGCCACCACCGCACAGAGAGGAGUCAAGUAGGUCGCGACAGAGCAGCAGCGAGCGCGGCUCCAGGUCGGAGAAGCGAGCGCACGCGCACGCGCACGCGCCGCCCUACCGCGCCCCGCCCCCUCGCACCGCGCCCGCACGCACCGCGCCCGCACACAGUCAUGCGAUGGAUUCAGCGUGGGGUCCAACAGGCCAUUACGUUAAUUAUGAAGAAAUUCAAAACUUUAACGCGCGUCGUGAGAAACUAAGCGAGGUGCAAAUCGGUCAGAUGAGGCUACAGAUGAACGAGAGGCAGCAGAGAGCAAAGGCUGAAGAAGAAAGUCGUCGAGGAGUUCCCGCGGGCUACCAGUCGCAGCGGUCGUGUCGGGAGGGUGGUGGUGGUGGGGGCGGGGGCGGGGGCGGGCGGCCGCAGUCCAACUACUACGAGUACGAGAGCGCGCCACCACGCAGACCCGGCAAACUCUCGCACUACCACUGACACGCGGCUCACUUUACACUGGACAUCAACCUUCCAAAGUAUUUAUACGUUUAGUUAUACAUUACUGCAGUGUACUCACCUAGCCGUGUACUAUGUAUCACGUUCUCACUUUAUGUAUCUUGAGCACUAACUACCUCGUAGCUAAGUACCAGAUACGCGGUGAAAACCCUGCUUAAUACGGCUAAUACGCAUAAGAUCCUAACUCGUAGCAUUAUUUUUUGUCUAUCAACAGUUGUUUAAGUCAUGACAUUUUUAUUGAAACAUUGUUAUUACUAUUAGUUAGAGUUGAAAAUUACAAAACUCGCUGUUUUUGUGUUACGUCUAUAUGCGUACAAGUCCAAAUAUUCGAUUAAGUAGUUACGUAGUGUUGGUUUUGAUGCGCAGUUUAAAACUACAUACAAACUGGAAUUGUAACUCUUUGUUUCCUAGUUCACGAUAGUGCGUUGUAAGUGUACAAACGAGAUAAUGUACUGCAAAAGUUGUUAUAAAAUAAUUGUAGGUCUGUUUGUAGACGUCCGUCCCGCCGGUGCUGGAUCAACCGUAAACUUUAUCAUUGAUUUAUCAGUAACCUUGUAGCUAUUGUAAUAAGGUUUAUUUUGAAUUAUCAUUUGAUCUAAUAUCUACUUAAUUUCCCAGUUAUAAAGACAAACAUGUAAUGAUAUUUUUUUAAUUUACUUUUACAAAUUAGGUUUGAUAUUUGAAGAAUGAUAUAGCAAAUUUUAACCUUAAUUAUGAACUGAUAAAAAAUAGUAGUUAACCUAUGUAUUUAUUUUAUGUAACAAAGUAAAUGUGAAAAACAUUUUCGAAAAGUUAAGGCUUUUUUAUUUUUGGAAACGAGAUUUUUUGACACGUCAUUGUUAGCAAUCCGCCUCGUACUUUCUUUUAAUAUAUUUUAUAGAAUUAAAAUACAAAAUCUCUUUAAUAAAAUCUUUUUAGUUUGUAUGUUUUUUUUCUCGAAAUGUAUUUAUAUAUACUUUUAUCUCUAUUUAAUACAUACUAUGUACUUCAAUCCGAAGUUUUUACGGUGAAGGAAAACAUCGUGAUGUCUGCACAUAUCUGAGAAGAAAUUCAAAGAUAUUUGUGAAGUUAACCCGCAGUAAGCCAGCAUGGUUGACUAUGACCUAGUCACCUCUUACUUAAGGUAGGCUUCGACCUCCUGGGUGGGGACGUAUAGUGAGCUGGUGAUGUAAGUGAAAGAUUCAGUUUUGUUGGUCGAAGUAUUGCUAUUUUAUCCAAUAAAUUUAAAAAAUGACAUUACUGUAUCCAAAAAAAUGAGUACAAGGUUAUUGAAUUAUGGUUACGAUAAUUUGCACAAUCAUUAAAUUCGCAAGCAAUUGAUAGAAAAAACUUAGCAGCCUCGCCCUAUGACGGGUUUAAAUAAUAUUUUAAAGCCUUCACACUUAUUAUAUACUGAGCGAUGUUCUGCAAAAAAAAA